CGUCCAUCUGCGCAACGACAUCGACGAGCAGCCACGCAGCAGCAGCAGCACAUUGGUUGACGUCGUCAAUUUGACCAACAACCGUCGUCACCACUUCCAUUCAUCCAUCGACAUACACAACCAGCAUUACACGCAGCACCAGCAGCAACCACGAAACUCUCCAAGCACAGCACACCACGAGAAGAAAGUCAGACAACAGCACGCAGCCAAACCACAGCAGGCAGGCGUACAACAGCACACAGCCAAACCACAGAUACUACAUACAGCAGGCAGGCAGACAUACAACAGCAAACACCACAUUCAAGCCAUCCUCCGCUGAUUACAAGCCAACCUCAGAGUCAGAACCUCAGACAGACAAACACACACUUGCUUGGGGAGGACCUUCCCCUCCUUCCAGCAGCAAGCAGGUCGCGCUCAUCACACCACAGACAGAGCAGCCGACACCACACAUCAAGAACACAGAAACAGGAGGCAUCAUGAUGCGGACCACACAGCAACAGGUGUUCAUCACCAUCGCUGCGAUGAUGCUGGCAUCAACAGCAGCCCCGACAACCGCAAGUUCACAGCCAGAACUGUGCUACCAGGUGGCAUGGGGAGUUGGAAGCACGUACCGCAGGCAGGUGAUCCGACCCGUGACAGCAUUUCCAGCUGAGCAUGCCCUGGUGCAAGAACAGUAUUGUGGCGGCAAGGACGCAGGUGAUCCCAUCCCUCACGAGGCCCUUUGGAGCAGACGCGGUCGGCACGACCCUAGCCGCUGCCAGCACGUCUCUGGCGCUGAAGCGUUCUACGCUUACAACGCCCCUUACGGGUCCUCCAGUAACACUGGGUUCGAGCAAACGGACACGGACCUUCUCUACUUUGUCGUGGACGAUGCUGGCGAGGUCUCGUUCGUCGUUGUCCAUGACCUGGCCGACGACGGAACAGGCGGCCAAAUCAACAUCGAGCUCAGCACACCCGAUCUCAUUGGCGAGGGUGUCACGCUGAGUGUUCGCGACGAUCCCGGCACAACCGCCGACCGCACAACAUGCGAGCAGUCCACGAGCACGUCCGAUUGCUACACUUUCGAUGCGUACACCAUGACCGGCUAUUUCAACCAAAUCUGGGCACCAUGCUGCACAGACGGCUUUGUCCUGAGCAAGCUCCCGCUCUUCAACUGGCGGUUCAACUUCAAGUAUGACGUCGUUGACCACAUCUACAACUUCCGUGUCGGCAACUUCAACCCGGACACGUUUGACAUGUCCUUCCUGGACUUGGACGCCGCAGAGGUGCUGGCAAACGGCGUGGAGGUCUCCGCCUUCACCUGCAACGACUACUGCAGGGACAAGUCAUGUGGAGAAUGCUCCCUCGACCCCCAGUGCGGCUGGUGUGACACCUCCCGCUGCCUCGCCCGCUCAGAAGAGCCGACGUGCGCAGGCAACUGGCUGGAGGAUGCGUGCUGCCCAUCGUGCGCCGCCCACACAGACUGCCAGGCCUGCCUCAAUGCAGACGGGUGCGGCUGGAGCUUCAGCCUCGGCCGCUGCCUCUCCGGCACAACCGACCUCGGCCUGUGCGAGGCGUCCGAGUUCUACCAAAUCCCAUCGCCAGGCAACACCAUCUGCCGCGUUCUCCCGGGACCCGUCAUCUCACCAAACACAACCGCCACCGUGCCCAGCGCUUACAACAGCCCAAUCCUGGACUGGUGCAGCGGUAACGGCGACUAUGUGUGGGGCGUAUCCACAACAUGCGACUGCCACGAAGGAUGGGCAGGCGAUGACUGCAGCAUCCAGUGCCCGCGCGACACAAACGGGCAGGUGUGCGGCGGCCACGGCACAUGCGACCAGGGCGGGUUCUGCCUGUGCGAGUGCGGCUGGGGCGGUCCUGACGGCGACUGCAGCCAGGAGAUCCAGUGCGACUGCGAAGUUGUCAACAACGUCAACACGUGCUUCAUCAACGAAGAGGACAACUGCCCCGUGCGCUGCGGCGUUGUGGCCACGGCAACGGACACAUGCACGGGUGUGGACGUCGACUUCCACUCCCAGGGCACAGACCGCCGGGUCAACGGCUCCGAGUGCGUGUGUGCCGAAGGUUGGUGGGGCGAGUCCUGCGACAACGCCUGCCCUGGCAUCGACCCUGUCACGGGCGAGGGCGAAGUGUGCGAUGGCAACGGCGUCUGUGACGUCAACACGGGCCAGUGCACGUGCGCCCCUUGCUUUGCGCCAGACAAGUACGGCAACUGCCAGCCCAAGCGCUGCCCAAGCUGCAACGGCGGUGGCCGCUGCGAGUGCGAUGCCGACACGGGCGAGCGCGUGUGCCGGUGCCCCGGCCAGCGCUACGGAACCCUCUGCGAACUCUGCGCCUGCGAGAACGGCGAUUGCAACGCACUGACGGGCCAAUGUGACUGCGAUGAAGGCUGGAGUGGCGAGUUGUGCACUUUCCAGUGCUCGCGCGAAUCCAAGUGCCACGGCCACGGCACAUGCGACCAAGACACAGGAAACUGCGUUUGCGACACGGACUACAUUGGCUCGGCGUCGCACCAGUGCGAGUUCUACUGCCCGGCAUCAAAGUGCAACGGGCACGGCUUCUGUGACGGUGACACGGGCGAGUGCGUGUGCCAAAAUGGGUACAUUGGAGACUCGUGCCAGGCCGCGUGCGACCUCGACGUGUGCCAGAACGGCGGCACGUGCACGAUGGAUGAGACAGCGGACCGCGGGUACACAUGCGACUGCCCAUCGGGCUUUACCGGGUACACGUGUGACCGUGACAUCGACGAGUGCCGGAGCAGCGACAGCAACGGGUGCGACGAGGCGCACGGGGUGUGCAGCAACACGGCCGGGUCGUACCAGUGCAGCUGCGAGAGCGGGUGGCAGCUUGCGUCCAACGGGCGCGACUGCGAGGACGUGAACGAGUGCGCGGAUGAGGCGGACAACGAGUGCGACGCGCUUGUUGGCUCGUGCGCGAACACGAUUGGGUCGUACACGUGCAGCUGCGAUGCCGGGUAUGAGCUGGGCAGCGACGGGCACACGUGCGAGGACGUGGACGAGUGCGCGAGCGACGAGGACAACCUGUGCAACACGGACGUUGGGACGUGCACGAACACGGUUGGGUCGUACGAGUGCGGGUGCGGUGCCGGGUACGAGCUUGGCAGCAACGGGUACAGCUGCCUGGACGUGAACGAGUGCAGCGCUGCGGAGCUGAACGAGUGCGACGCGAACGCGGUGUGCACCAACACGGCUGGGUCGUACGCUUGCAGCUGCGCGAGCGGGUACACGGGCGACGGGUUCACGUGCGCUGACCGGGACGAGUGUGCCGGGGACAGCAACCCGUGCGACGAGAACGCGUCGUGCACCAACACGGCGGGCAGCUUCACGUGCCAGUGCCGGUCUGGCUGGCAGGGCGACGGCGCGACGUGCGCUGACGUUGACGAGUGCACGACGGAGGACGCGUCGCUGGCGCACCAGUGCGACGCUGCGCACGGGACGUGCGUGAACACCGCUGGGUCGUACGAGUGCACGUGCGAGAGCGGGUUUGAGCUUGCGUCUGACGGGCUGAGCUGCGUGGACGUUGACGAGUGCGCUGAGAACGGCGGGGUUGGCCCGUGCGACGGCAGCCACGGGGUGUGCAGCAACACGAUUGGCUCUUACGAGUGCGGGUGCGACGCCGGGUAUGCGCUUGGCGCUGACGCGCACGCGUGCGAGGACGUGAACGAGUGCCGGAGCAGCGACAGCAACGGGUGCGACGAGGCGCACGGGGUGUGCAGCAACACGGCCGGGUCGUACCAGUGCAGCUGCGAGAGCGGGUGGCAGCUUGCGUCCAACGGGCGCGACUGCGAGGACGUGAACGAGUGCGCGGAUGAGGCGGACAACGAGUGCGACGCGCUUGUUGGCUCGUGCGCGAACACGAUUGGGUCGUACACGUGCAGCUGCGAUGCCGGGUAUGAGCUGGGCAGCGACGGGCACACGUGCGAGGACGUGGACGAGUGCGCGAGCGACGAGGACAACCUGUGCAACACGGACGUUGGGACGUGCACGAACACGGUUGGGUCGUACGAGUGCGGGUGCGGUGCCGGGUACGAGCUUGGCAGCAACGGGUACAGCUGCCUGGACGUGAACGAGUGCAGCGCUGCGGAGCUGAACGAGUGCGACGCGAACGCGGUGUGCACCAACACGGCUGGGUCGUACGCUUGCAGCUGCGCGAGCGGGUACACGGGCGACGGGUUCACGUGCGCUGACCGGGACGAGUGUGCCGGGGACAGCAACCCGUGCGACGAGAACGCGUCGUGCACCAACACGGCGGGCAGCUUCACGUGCCAGUGCCGGUCUGGCUGGCAGGGCGACGGCGCGACGUGCGCUGACGUUGACGAGUGCACGACGGAGGACGCGUCGCUGGCGCACCAGUGCGACGCUGCGCACGGGACGUGCGUGAACACCGCUGGGUCGUACGAGUGCACGUGCGAGAGCGGGUUUGAGCUUGCGUCUGACGGGCUGAGCUGCAUGGACGUUGACGAGUGCGCUGAGAACGGCGGGGUUGGCCCGUGCGACGGCAGCCACGGGGUGUGCAGCAACACGAUUGGCUCUUACGAGUGCGGGUGCGACGCCGGGUAUGCGCUUGGCGCUGACGCGCACGCGUGCGAGGACGUGAACGAGUGCCGGAGCAGCGACAGCAACGGGUGCGACGAGAUUCAUGGCUCAUGCGUCAACGUUCCAGGCUCGUACGAGUGCGCAUGCGAAGCCGGAUGGCAGCUGUCUUCUGAUUCACGCACAUGUGAAGAUGCUAAUGAGUGUGCGGCAAACGGCGGUGUUGGCCCCUGUGACAGCGAGCGUGGCUCGUGCGCGAACACGAUUGGGUCGUACACGUGCAGCUGCGAUGCCGGGUAUGAGCUGGGCAGCGACGGGCACACGUGCGAGGAUGUGAACGAGUGCUUGAGAAACACGCACGAGUGCUCGCACUAUUGCAAGAACACGCGUGGGUCGUAUGUGUGCACGUGUCCUGACGGCUUUGUGCUGGAUGCAUCGGGCCACAACUGCUUCUUCUUCUUCUCGACCCCUGUUGGCGAGACUACCACGACAACGACCACCACGACCACCUCGACCACGAAACCAGCACAACGCCCACCACCACGACCACGACCAGCACGAACACCAGCGAGCCUGCCACGACCACCGCUGCUUGCGGAGGAUGCGGGCGUGCGGGAUGUUGUGAUUUCGGCGUUUGCGUCUGUUGCGCAGGUGUCUGAGAUUGUUCCAGUGCUGUUUAUUUCUCCGGCGGAGCAAGCGCUUGUGCUGCAGUAUGCGGUUGUUGUGAAUGAGGAGGAUGUGGCAACUGCUGAGCAGAUCGCCAGCGACGUUGCCGAUGAAGUCACCAACAUCAUGAAGGGCAUCGAGCAACAAGAUGCAGUUCAGUGCCUGUUCUUCGUCGGCAUUGAUUUCACACGCGAGUCUGACAAGGAAGUUGUUCCCUCAGAUACAAACUCAUCAUCGAACUCCAAUGGCAUCUCUAUUCCCGUCGCCGCCAUAGCUGGCUGUGCUGGCGUGCUGGUCUUGAUUGCGCUGAUCGUGCUGGCGACGGCGGUUCGCAAACGCGCUUCUGCCUCUUACGGCUUCGAUCUCGGCGCUGGCACGGGCGCAACCGACGAUGACUUCAGCAACCCGAUGUACUCUGCCAAGGAGCGCAAUGUUGCCUUUGACAAUCCCAUCUACGAUGACGUGGCAGAGAAUGACGAGGAGGAGCACGACACUGCGCCAAUGGAGAAGCAGGGCAGCUUGGUGUGGGACUCGUACUGA
Salpingoeca rosetta is the source of this 5759-nucleotide messenger RNA. RefSeq lists its product as uncharacterized. The coding region runs from base 477 to 5759 and encodes 1760 amino acids. Lineage: Eukaryota; Choanoflagellata; Craspedida; Salpingoecidae. The record is from RefSeq and is a predicted model, not a curated record. The transcript is spliced from 17 exons. Gene Ontology annotation, molecular function: calcium ion binding.